AAUGUCAAUAAUAAAAUUUUACAAACCUGUAAAACUGUUUUGUCAACAUUAUCACAUUUACAAAACUGUAAGUUUUACCAUCCAGGAGAAAAUAAUACUAUUGGUUGUCAUGGAAAAAUUAUUCGCAUUCAAUGUCAAGUUAAUUUUAUAAAAUUAAUUCCACAUAAUCUUAAUGAAUGUCCAUUUGUAAUUUUAAUUUGCCAUGGAGUUUAUAAUCAUCUACUACCUCCAUCAGCAAAAAUUUCUACAA
This is a messenger RNA of Dentiscutata erythropus, 250 nucleotides long. NCBI's taxonomy places the organism in Eukaryota, Fungi, Glomeromycota, Glomeromycetes, Diversisporales, Gigasporaceae. The record is from the annotation of a GenBank genome assembly.